Messenger RNA from Anopheles arabiensis, 4766 nucleotides. It is a transcript of the gene CycG, whose product is annotated as cyclin G. Lineage: Eukaryota; Metazoa; Arthropoda; Insecta; Diptera; Culicidae. The transcript is spliced from 8 exons. Gene Ontology annotation, cellular component: cytoplasm; cyclin-dependent protein kinase holoenzyme complex; nucleus. Gene Ontology annotation, biological process: regulation of cyclin-dependent protein serine/threonine kinase activity; mitotic cell cycle phase transition. The record is from RefSeq and is a predicted model, not a curated record. Gene Ontology annotation, molecular function: cyclin-dependent protein serine/threonine kinase regulator activity. Bases 953 to 2659 code for a protein of 568 amino acids.
UGUUUGACUUUCAUCAUAGUCGUUUGGUUCGCGAAGACGCACGGAGGCGUUCUCGUCCUUGCUGUAGGAAAAAAAACACAUACACUGAAACUGUGGUACCUUUACGGGAAGAAAAAUUGUAACACCAACUUAAGUAAAGUGUGAUAUAGUUGCUAUAGCCCUUGAAACUAUCUUAACCCGAUCCAAGUCGAACCAAACACAACCAACCAAUAAUGCAGUGAAUAAAGUGUGAUGGGACGCGAAUAGGACGCGCGGCUCCAUGGCGAAUCAUCGUUCUGCAGGACACUACUGGUAAAAACGGACCCCCCAAGCAUCGUCCCUCGGAAAAUUCGCUCGGAAAAACGGAACACACGCACGCACGCACGCAAGGCUGGAAUGGAAUUAGCACGAUAACAAACAAACCCUAGCCAAGCCAUCAUCACUCACGUUCAUCACUCACUUCAUCAUCGAGCGCGCCUGUCGGGGCUGUUUGUGCUGCAAAGGACAACCAAAUUGCAACCCCCUGCUCACCAACUGACGCAACAUUUUCAACGACAAUUUCUAAAUACGAAAAUUGAAAUCCACCAGCGCAGAAGGGAGGAAAAAACACAGCUGCUCGCACGCACACAACCACCGCGUUAGCGUAUGCGUGGAGACCUGCUCGACGUACCGCUGUGUGCGUGAACCGAAGGCCCGCUUCAGUGUGUGGAGACCCCGUUGUGUGCUGUGGAGAGCGCAAGCCAGCACACUCGCACACACACACCGACACCCCGAACUCUACACAUCGCAGCAACCCUGUUCGAAUGUGCUAGAUUUCGCAGCUCGGCCCCGUCCAACUCUCCACACGGGCCGUCAUUGUAGAAUCUAAUACCGAAUUGAAUAGUUCUUUAUUGCUGGACACUGGGGUGACGCAAAAGUGAGAGGCACAAUCACGGAAGCAUCCGGAUUUCAAUGUACUAGGCCAGCCCUCAGUAUGUCUGUCCCUGUGAGCUGCUACUCUGUCGAUAGCAUGAACAACAUCGACCAGCAGCCCAUCGGCAUCGGCGGCCAUGGUCUACCCACGUCCUCCUCCACCGCCCGCAUGAUGACGAUGCGGAUGGAGGAAGACGAUGACCACAGGCCAAUGAUGAGGAUGAGCCCCGCGACCAACGUUCAUGCGCACGACCAGACGAUGCAUCACGAUCAGCGGAUGUUGUCAGAGGAGGGCCGGCUUGGGACACCGGAUGCUGCUGAUGGAGUUCUGUUGGCGUCGCACGACUGUCGCCACGGUGGCCACAACACCAGCGCCACCGGCAGCGGCUCCAUGCACUCAUCGGGCGCGUCGUCGGGCAGCGAAAGUGCCAGCUAUCACUACCCGCCGCAUCACCAUCAUCAACACCACCGACACCGCCCGAUGAUGAUGGAUACCGUGGACGACGACGGUACGGCAUGCGCCAAUCAUGACGAUGGCCAGGACUUAGCGGAUGCUGCCGGGGCAGCGGCAGCGGCUAAGUGCACCUCACCACAAAAGCACACCACCACCACCACCACCAACAAUGGAUCAUCAUCAUCAUCAUCAUCACCAUCAUCGGCACCAUCAUCACCGAUGGCAGCGGCUGGCGGAGCAGCAGCAGCAGCAGCAGCAGCCGCCGCCGCAGCCGCCGCCGGAACAGCAGCGAUGUCGUUCGAGGAGAUGAUGGCCAAGCUGAGCGAACUGCUCGCCUUGGAGCCGAAGUACCAACCGAACCUUUACCUGCCGCAACAAUCAGUCAAUGGCGAAAUCACGAUCGGCACCCGCGACGGAGCGGCCCAUGUGCUGCGCUGCCUGAAGGUUUGGUACGAGCUGCCGAACGAUGUCCUGUUCGCUGCCAUUAACUUGGUUGAUCGCUUCCUGACCAAGAUGAAGGUCCGCCCGAAGCACAUGGCGUGCAUUUCGGUCAGCUCCUUCCAUCUGGCGGUGCAGCAGCUCAGCCUGCCGAUCAUCGACACGGAGGAUCUGAUCGCUAUCUCGCAGUGCCGUUGUACGUCGCGCGAUCUGGUGCGAAUGGCGGACAUUGUCGCCAACAAGCUGGGCGUUCAGAUGAACCUGGCCCCGGUAACGGCGCUCUCGUUCAUCCGGCUGUUCUACUACAUCUUCGAGAAAGCCGCGAAUGCACUCGGGCUGUCGGAAAUAUUCAAAUCCGCCAUCUCGCUGGCCGAUCUCGAGAUGCGGCUGGAGAUACUGGCGUGCGAUGCGAGCUGCGCGAGCAUUCGCCCGUCCGAGCUGGCGCUCGUGAUGAUCUUCACCCAGAUGGAUGUGUACGUCAGCGCAAACAAGGACAACGGGUUGGUGCACCAGCAGAUUCACGAUCUCGUUGACUACGCCAUCCAGCUGCAGAAAUUCUGUCGAAUCCCGGACAGCAGCUUCCUUUACAGUCACAGCAUUGUGACGAAGAUUCUUUCGCUGUACAACGGUCAGCACAAGAUCCCGUACAAGCAGCGGCUGGUAUGGAAGCUUUCGUCCCGUACCAUGCGCGUGCUGCGCCCUACUGACAAGUUGACCUCCUAUUUGCCAACGAUUGCCGAACACCACCAUACCCAUGGUCACAUGAGCAACAGCAAUCUUCGCUUCAGAACUGGCAGCGUAAGCUCCGAAGACGAUGGCGAAGAUUGGCCAACAUCGCCGAUCGUAGCAGUGUGUGAACAGUUUGUUGACGAGUAAAAUGGCACGCGGCGAUCAGUCGAUCGAACGAUCGCUCGAUCACGCACACACACACCCUCUUAUCUCUUUAAAUAAUUGUGUAGUAUCGAAUCGAGUCGGAUGUAUGGUUUGAAUGCAAGUUUUCGGAAAAAAUGACCGCAUUCAGCUUCGCUCAGUAUCGAUUACGACGACGGAUAUGUAAAAGAAUGGAGAAAGAGAGCGGUUUUGUUGCAACAAACUCCCUUCACAUUGCUGUUAUGACGAAAACAAAAAAAAACAGAAUGAACGUUUUGUGACUGUCGUCCAGACAGUGUUUUAUGCUGCAACAAUGCACGGGUGCGCUGUGCACAAACAAAACUUCAAAGUACGUACAUCCCCCCGGCCCCCUCCCCGUCCCAAAUAUUUGACCAGCUUUCUGAAACCCUUGACCUACCAUCGAGCAAGGUGGACUAUGAAGUGGCGCCACGAAGCAUCAAGGACGGGGUAUUGGGGCUAUCGGGCUUUGAAAAGGAUCCGCUAUCAUUGCAUAGCAGCAUCCCAUAUUGUGAUAACAUCAUCGUAUAGUGGACGGUGGCACCAGCAGAAGCAGCAGCAGCAGCAGCAGCGAAAAGAGUGAUAAAUUUGCUUUACUAAAGUUGACCAAGGCAAUGUGGCAAUAGAACGACGACGACGUGAGCACAGCGCGCACCCAAAGAAACGAUUGCACAGCAUGUGGUGUUGUGCGCCAAGGAACAAAUCGUAGCUUUGGUUCGAUGUCGCUGGCGAGAUUAACUGAUGUUGACGCGGUUCGGAAGAGAAUCAAACAUAAUCAACUGCAUCCGUGCAAACGAAACGAAUGGAGAUGCAAAUAAGAAAAGGACUAACAACGGGACGGCACACUAACAUCAACAAGGCAAGGAAAGAGCGGCAACAACAACAGCAGCAGCACGUGCGGAGAGCACUACUCUUCGGUUGGUAAAUGUUAAUUUUAUUUUGUUUUCCUCCCUUUUUUUGAGUAAGAAAUUGCAUACUUCUAGAACACACUUAUUUUCUAUAAUAGUGUAGAACAAAAAAAGCGCAGUCAGAAAACAAAAGAAAAAAGAAACAAUUUAAUUCGUUGGAUAAGAUCUAUGAAUCGUUUAAGCGGGAGGAGAGAGAGAGUGGAGAGAAGGUUUAAGAAAGUCGCGUCGCGGAAUAGUACGAUAAAAGUAGGAUUACAUCGGGAAUUGAGAAUAACAUGAGAAAAAGGAGAAACUUACGCGAUAAUGGAAAUUGGUUACAAAUGACAUAACGCCAGCUCGCAGGCGGUUAUCGUAUGUUUGGGGAGACAGGAAAAGAGAAGAGAAGAAACAAACUAUACUUGAAAUGAUCAACAAUAUCAACAAAAAAAGUCCAAAAUUUGCGAAGCAGAAAAAGAAACAGCAAACAAACAAAAAAAAAAAUACAAAAAAUCUCUGAAAAGUUACGCAAAAGUAUAUGCAAGUAUAAAAAGAAAGAUAAAAGGAAAAUCAAAAAAAGUACAAAAUAUACAAAACGGUUUAAAAAAAUCCUAGCUAAUAAGUUGUGUAGGAUUUAAAUGGCAGAUGGUAAAGCAAGUGACAUUUAACAACCACAGCAACUAUAUUUGAGGAGGGGGGCGAAUGCUCUUUUCAACAAACUAUCCUUACCGCUGGGUGUGUUUAGGCUGUUUAAAAGAGCAUUCACCUGCUUAUUAGGAUAACAGCAGCAGCAGACGAGAAUGAAUGUACGACUAUUAAGCAAGUCAUGUUGGAACACACACACAUACACGGAACGACGAGAAUUACGCGACGCCAAAACACGAGAAAUGAGAAAGGAGAAUAACCGAAGAAUAACAAUCGGCACACAAGAGCUGUGCAAAACGAAAUAUGCGAACAUCUUGCAUUGCAAAGAGCGCAGCGCAGAAGAGAAGAAGCGUGUAUGCUUUUGCCUACGGACGGUAGAAAGCGGAGAUAAACAGAGAAAAGGAGACACAUCUAAUAGGGAAAGAACGAUAGGAGCUGGGAGAGAAAGAGCAUUUUUGUUAAUGUUUACAAAUGUUACUUUUUUCGUUUUGUGUACCACGUCAAAAACUGUUUUUUGGAAUAAUAUUGAUUUUCUCGUUACCUUUUUUACGAACAGAAUUUCAAUA